AAACCUGUCAGGGAGUUGAGCGGAGAGGACACUGACAAGAAUGGACGUGUUUCAUCUUUAUCAGACAGUUAUUUGUUUUUUGACUGUCUGGGCAAUUGGACUGGCGGUAAAUUGCAAUAAUAAUCAAUUUGAGGGAAAUGGAUUAUGUUGUGAUGUUUGUCCUCCAGGAAAAUAUGUCAAAGAUACCUGCACUAAGGAUAAAACCACUGUGUGUGUCAACUGCUCAGAGGGCUAUUACUCUGAGUACCCUGACAGACUUCCGAGCUGUCUGCCAUGCCUCAAAUGUGAACAGAAUUAUAACCGAAAAUGCACCCUGACCAAAAAUGCAAAGUGCUCAUGUCGAUCUGGUUUCCGGUGCUCAGACCAUGUCUGCUCAAAAUGUGAAGCGGACAAGAAAUGCCAAAAGGGGGAGGAACUGAAGACAACUGGUUCCAGGGAUUAUUCCUUUAAGUGUGAGCCGUGCCCUGAUAACACAUAUUCUGACACAAGGGAGGGUAUCUGCAAGCAGUUUACACGGUGUGGUGACAUUGGUCUCGCUGUGGGAUUUCCUGGAAACAAGACCCACAACUCAAAUUGCCAUGCUCAUGCUCAUGCUCAUGCGCUAAGUGGCACCCUGCAGAUGACAGCCAUUGGAGUCUUCUUGUUUGCCUUUGCCCUCCUGAUAUUUCUCUCCCAAACCUGCAUAAAGAAAAUCAGGCAGAGGAAACGCAAAGCCAUAAACUGUCCCGAAGCAAUCAUCUCAGCAAAUGUUCCAGAAACUUCUUGUUGUCCUCUGUCGAAAGAGGAGAUUGGUAACCAGCUGAUCCAGCAGACCAAGCUAACCUCAGUACAUGACAGGGUUCUCUUCUUGGAACACCAGCAAUCUCUGCUCUAACCAGAAUGGUUAUCAUGGUCAGAUCUCUGAACUGAAAGAGAUUACAUUGAAUUGAAGAUUGCAGGACAUUAAAUUGCUGGUGUUUUCUGUUGAGAUCCUACCCUGCAUUUGGUUUACAGUAGUUACCUUUUCUCAUAUAAAAUACUUUUAAGUGACAAUAUACUAGAGUUUAACUGGUGAACUAAUUGACAAAUCUGACAUCCCUCUGAUCUGACUAAUUCCUCUGAUCAGGGUGGCAUUCUAUGAAAUGUUAUUCUGAUCUUUUCAUGCUCAUUUGUUUGUCUAAAGUGUUUUUUUUUCUUUCUGUUUGUGCUUUGUAGUUUGUUCAUUUAGUUGACUUGCAACUAGCAAGUAAUGUUCUCUGUUUAUAAUUGACAUUUGUCGGUGUGUGCACUGCAUUAAUACUUAAAUGCAGACGUAGUCUUUCACAUAAAUCUUUUCAAUUGGUUUUGUAAAUAAUAACGUGAAACGUGUGAACAGUGACAUAAAAAAGGCUAGGUUAAUGCGAUCAAUACUUUUUUUUCAGAUGACUGGUAUGCAUAUGUUAUGCAAUAAAUGUAUAAAUCAUACUUUUA
Hypomesus transpacificus is the source of this 1449-nucleotide messenger RNA. It is a transcript of the gene tnfrsf18, whose product is annotated as tumor necrosis factor receptor superfamily, member 18. Gene Ontology annotation, molecular function: antigen binding; tumor necrosis factor receptor activity; CD154 receptor binding. NCBI's taxonomy places the organism in Eukaryota, Metazoa, Chordata, Actinopteri, Osmeriformes, Osmeridae. Gene Ontology annotation, cellular component: external side of plasma membrane; CD40 receptor complex; plasma membrane. Bases 41 to 874 code for a protein of 277 amino acids. The record is from RefSeq and is a predicted model, not a curated record. The transcript is spliced from 7 exons. Gene Ontology annotation, biological process: positive regulation of canonical NF-kappaB signal transduction; cellular response to interleukin-1; TRIF-dependent toll-like receptor signaling pathway.